UGCGCAGUUGGUGAUGCUAUCUGUAGACUGUUGGUAUUUUGGCAGGUCCCAAGAAAGCACAGCUUGACAGUGUACGCAGCACCACACCAUAAACAUGUUGAGAUGCACGAUGAUACAGUGCCACUAGAGCCCCAAAAUGGACUAUACGCACUGGCUUCCACGGUAAUGAUCACUCACCAAAAACAUCACGCAGCAUCGAAACAAGCAAAACAAGAUACGACCGACCGCGGAGAGGCUGGUCAUUGUGAAAAACCCCUUGAGGCAGUGGUAGAUCAAUCUGGCUCAAAGAAUCGAUCGCUUCGCUUUCAUUCGUCCUACUCAUCGAUUGUUUUCUUGAAUGCCGAUAGCGACCGGAGCGAAAUCCCGAUUCUGAACCCAGUCAAAUUUCUUAUCUUUACUAGGUCCCUCCCUCCACUCCUGAUCUACAUCUACCAGAUCGAUUGAAUUGAAUUCAGUCUUGAUUGUCUCUUUUCCGAAUUUGAAACUCGCAUCUUUUGAUCUCCUUGCUAGAAACUUGCACAAAGCAGCAAGGCUGGGCGACGAGCACGAGCUGUAGUACAUCGGGGGCUCUCAAUCGGACAAGAACAUCAUCAUGGUGUUUGCGUGGUACCAGGCAAGGCUCGCAGCCCGGCCGCUGCUGACUCAGAGCAUCACAACAGCAGUGCUGUUCGCCACGGGAGAUAUCACGGCCCAGCAGCUGGUCGAAAAGAGGGGUCUUGAGAAGCAUGACUUUGUCCGCACCGGCCGCAUGUUUGCCUAUGGCGGCAUAAUCUUUGGACCCGCGGCCACUACUUGGUUCGGCAUCCUGCAGCGCCACGUUGUGCUCAAGAACGCCAACGCCACUAUUCUGGCUCGCGUCGCCGUCGACCAGGGCCUUUUUGCGCCGACCUUUGUCGGUGUUUUCCUCAGCUCCAUGGCCAUUCUGGAGGGCUCGAGCCCGCAGGAGAAGCUAAAGUCGACCUAUUCCACCGCCUUGACGUCCAACUACAUGCUGUGGCCGUUUGUGCAGCUGGUCAACUUCAAAUUCGUUCCGCUGCACCAUAGGGUCCUCUUUGUGAAUGUCAUCUCGAUUGGCUGGAACUGCUAUUUGAGCUUCCUCAACAGCGGUGCACCGAAUAAGAUUGAUGAAGUAAUUGAAGAAGGGGAGGAGAAGGUUGAGGAAUUGAUCGAAAAGGUCAAGAACUGAACAUGAUAGGAAUUCCAGUAUCUGUGGUUUGAGAUACAUACACGAUCAUGCUGUAUAUUGAGCUUAAUUAGACUGGAUUUCUGCUCCGUAGACGGUUAUUAUUUACGGGACAAGGAUACAUAACCUUGAUCCUUGAAGUUUGACGAGAUUCCGCUUCGAC
This is a messenger RNA of Pyricularia oryzae 70-15, 1346 nucleotides long. RefSeq lists its product as uncharacterized. The transcript has 4 exons. Bases 593 to 1186 code for a protein of 197 amino acids. The record is from RefSeq and is a predicted model, not a curated record. Gene Ontology annotation, cellular component: mitochondrion; membrane; cytoplasm. NCBI's taxonomy places the organism in Eukaryota, Fungi, Ascomycota, Sordariomycetes, Magnaporthales, Pyriculariaceae.